Salvelinus sp. IW2-2015 is the source of this 1084-nucleotide messenger RNA. Its product is annotated as E3 ubiquitin-protein ligase RNF138. NCBI's taxonomy places the organism in Eukaryota, Metazoa, Chordata, Actinopteri, Salmoniformes, Salmonidae. Gene Ontology annotation, biological process: double-strand break repair via homologous recombination; DNA double-strand break processing involved in repair via single-strand annealing. The record is from RefSeq and is a predicted model, not a curated record. Gene Ontology annotation, cellular component: nucleus; site of double-strand break. Gene Ontology annotation, molecular function: single-stranded DNA binding; ubiquitin protein ligase activity.
AGGUAUUUUUUAGCAAGGCAGUAGAGUAGCUGCCUCACACACACACACCACACCUGCCCCAGGGGAGACUGUAGUGUACUCUGUCCUGGAGAGAGAAUCUGUCCCAGCCCAAGUAUGGCCCACUCUGCAGCAGGCCUACAGACUCCAUCUGAGGAUGAGUGUCCCAUCUGUAUGAGCACCCUGAUGGACCCACAUCACCCUGCUGCCUGUUCUCAUGUGUUCUGCCGACUAUGUCUGACGCGCUCUUUAAAGUGGUUACCCCACUGCCCUGUGUGCAGAGCUAAGGUGCAGGUUAAUGACAUAAUGCCUGCUGGUGCCACUGGUGUCACAGUCCAGACGAGGACCACGGUCAUCAGGUUGGAUCAACCUUUCUCUGGCUUGACGGGGCGUUCCACCCCAGCAACUAGACAUGUGACAGGUGAUAUCCAGAGUGCUGCAGUGAGGACGUUUGUCUGUCCGAUCUACCAGGAGAGUGGUCUGAAUGAGCAGGAUCUGGUGGAUCACUGCAGUGACAACCAUCACUAUAACAACAGGCCCGUGGUAUGCCCGGUGUGUGUCUCUCUACCACACGGUAACCCAAACCAAGUCAGCAGGAACUUCAUCAGACAUUUGAACCUAAGACACUGCUAUUAUGCCGAGGACUACACGAAUAUCCAUCAAACCGAUACGUUGAACAUGCAAUAUGCCAUCCUUGAGUCUCUCCGGGAUGCCAACCGGAAUCCAAGAUGAUCUUGACUGAUAUAAUUUAUAAUCUAGCAAUUUAGCAAUAACAAUGUCAUCAUGAUUCGUGUACUAAGUAAUAUGCAAAAUAUUUUGAUGCCAAAGCUGCUCACAUAAACAUUUGUGAAAAUUGUAAUGUUAUCAAAUUUUUCUUUCUUUUGAGUGUAUGAAAUCUAAUUUACUGCAACUAGUCUAACUGCCAAUAAAUAAACACUCAUUACAUGUUACAUACUGUAGAAAUAUUUUGAUAAAUCUAUCAUAAAAUCUAUCAACUAUAAUAUUGACACUAGCUUUGAUAUACUUUUCCAUUUCAUGUCUUUGUAUAUACUUGACUAUAAUAAAGGAAUUUAAUAAAACAUGGAUG